Molecule: messenger RNA, 1740 nt
Organism: Penicillium canariense
Lineage: Eukaryota; Fungi; Ascomycota; Eurotiomycetes; Eurotiales; Aspergillaceae
Exons: 4
Coding region: 1-1740 (579 amino acids)
Biological process (GO): positive regulation of transcription by RNA polymerase II
Cellular component (GO): nucleus
Molecular function (GO): transcription cis-regulatory region binding; zinc ion binding; DNA-binding transcription factor activity, RNA polymerase II-specific
Source: RefSeq, a predicted model, not a curated record
AUGCCGCGGAAACCCACCCCUGUAGCCAAGCAGAGGGUAAGGACUGGGUGUCUAUCGUGUCGUAAAAGACGAAGAAAAUGUGAGUGUCGCAAGCCGCGAUGCGCCAACUGCGAAGUCAAGGGCUUCACCUGCAAGUAUGGCGCUGAUCUGGCCUUUGUGACGCCCCGGUCGGGUCAAGCAGCGGGCGGGAUGAGGCAGGUGUAUAACUCCAUCACGUUCGUUGACGAUUCUCCUACCGCACAUGCAGCGGCGAAGGAGAAAUCUCAGCCGCAGAGCAAUUCUUCUGCUGCAGACCCAGCGAGUAGUUUCCCGAGACCAGACAUAUUGAAUCCUUCAAAUGUCAUCGGAUAUCGCGCUAUAUCCGAAAAUCGCACUUGUUUUAACUUAAAUGGCAUUCUAACCUCUGAAGUGCCGGUGGACUUGCCUCAAGGGCCAUCAUUGUUACAACAUGGACCCGCACUCAGACACAACCACCCUUUCAGCCAGGAGUGUUUCAAUCUCCCUCUACUCGAACAGACAUCUUCACGAAAAACACACCUUGCGACCAGCAACCAUGAGACUGAUUUAUUACGACAUUUCCGCUACCAAGUUGGCCCGUGGAUAGAUGUCGGAGACCCCGACUGUGCCCUAGGCGUUCAAGUUCUGCUUCUUUCUCGCUCCAACAGACCCUUACAAGCAGCUACACUUGCCUUAUCUGCAGGACAGAGGGCACUUCUCGCAUUACCUCUGCAUAAUGAGGAUCUAAGCAGUAGCUUCCGAUUUCGAAAGGAGGCUGAAGACAGUUUGGCCCUACAGCCCGAAUUGAUAGGACAUGCUGGACAAGCCCUACUCCUCCUCCAGGAGCUCCUUCCCUCGGGACUGCAGCAGUGGAGAAAUCUCCUUGCGCCGCAAAUAGAGCCCUUUGGUGGCCUUGAGCACCCAGCGACUUUGGGUGAAGAACUUGGCGAAGCAAUAUUCUGGUUCUAUUUCAGACUCGACCUCGCGGCAUCGAUCGUAAUAUGCAAACCACCCAUGAUUUCCUUCCGUUCCUAUAUCAAUCGCGACGGCUCCCCAACCCAAAAACCCCACGCUCCCCUCCAACCCCGUUCCAUCAACCGAGUGUACAAACAUGCGCUCUGUCUACUCGGCCACUGUUUGGCCCUGAUAUAUGAUGAUACCGACGCGUCUUCCCCGCAAGCAGCGGCUUCACCGGAACUUAAGGCGUUCCCAUCUUUGCGACAGUCUCACUUCCUAUCGCAGUGGACCUUCCUCUGGAUGGACUGCCAGAAAUGGUACAACGAGCGACCGGUCAACGUGCAACAGAUUGUUGAUGUGCGUGGCGGCGAAGCGGACCAAAUUGAUCCCGAUCACAACUCGUCCUUUCCCAUCCUGAUCUAUACGACGCCAAUGGCGCUGGUCGCCAAUGCUGUCUACCACAUCACUUCUCUCCUGCUGUUGACUCAUAAGCCCCGGCUACUCAAAUCACUACCAGGGCCCCGAUGCUUCACCUCGCAUAUCUGGCAUGCGCAAUCGAUUGCCGGCAUAGCGGCGAGUAAUGAGUCGCCCGAGCAAUGGGAUCCUAUACUGGUUGCAAGUUUGUUGCUGAUUGCGCGAGAGAUGACACACGAGUCUCAACAAGUAGUUUUACUGGAAAGACUGGGGCAAAUCACAGCCACAACGGGGAUCAAAUUGGAGCGGGAGACGGAGGCUCUACAGGCCGUGUGGAGAAUUGCACGAUUUGAUGAAGAACCAGAUGAGUAG